Molecule: messenger RNA, 2491 nt
Organism: Nilaparvata lugens (brown planthopper)
Lineage: Eukaryota; Metazoa; Arthropoda; Insecta; Hemiptera; Delphacidae
Product: Down syndrome cell adhesion molecule-like protein Dscam2
Biological process (GO): axon guidance; homophilic cell-cell adhesion; dendrite self-avoidance
Cellular component (GO): axon; plasma membrane
Molecular function (GO): cell-cell adhesion mediator activity
Source: RefSeq, a predicted model, not a curated record
CGUCUCUUGGCUGCCUCCUGAGAACCCGAAUGGAGAUCUAACCGGUUACACUUUCUACAUGGGCAUUGUCGAUGACGGAAAAGAGGAAGGUACACACAAGAAAAUAUUGAGUUCGACGGCAGAAUCACAUGAGACGAUUCGGCUGCAAGAGGAAGCCACGUAUCAGUUUCUGGGUGACCGCUUCGACCAGCGUAGGCGAGGGAGAGAGCACACAAGUAGUCACCAUCACUCCUACCAAUAAAGUUCCGGCCAGGAUAACAUCAUUUAGCCAGCGAAUUCUUACACCAUGGAAGAGGAACAUCAGUCUUCUAUGUAGAAAAGUGGGAUCGCCAACUCCAAAUUUGGUCUGGAAACUCCACAACAAAACUAUUCAAUCUAACGGAAGGCAUGAGAUAUCAAAAGAUGGAACUCUACACAUACGGGAUAUCCAGCAUAGCGAUAGAGGAAAUUAUACCUGUGAAGUGGAAAAUCAACAUGGAAAGGAUGGAAUUGUCUACAAUAUAAAUGUCAGAGUUCCUCCUGAGCCGCCUGUUCUUACGGUUGUGAGUACGGAUACAGACAGUCUUCAUCUCAAAUGGACUGAUAAGAUACAGAAUGAUAUUCCAAUUCUAGGUUAUGUGAUAAAUUAUAAGCGAGAUCACGGUGACUGGGAAGAGCUUCAGAUUGAGGCAAAAGUUGAUACGUAUGUUUUGCGCAACUUAUGGUGUGGCACCCGCUAUCAGCUCUACAUCACGGCAUUCAACAAAAUCGGCACCGGUCUUCCCUGUGACAUUGUCAACACCUUCACCAAAGGAACAGCUCCGGUGAAACCAAAGGCCAGUCAGAUGUUGACGGUGAACUCAACUGCGGUGACGGUUUGGUUGGACGCUUGGGGCGACGGUGGCUGCCUCAUCCUCUACUUCAUCGUGGAGUACAGAGAGGAAGCUCGCGGCGAGUGGACACUCGUGUCCAAUCACGUGCAACCCAACCAGCGAGUGCACACCAUUGGUGACCUGGCCUCCGCCACCAGAUACCUCCUCAAGGUCACCGCCCACAACAACGCCGGGUCCAGCAUUGCCAACUACAACUUCACCACGUUGACGCCAGAGGGCGCAACUAUAAUACCUGAUCUGCUAUCGCCAGCAUCACCUAACUCUGACCAGUCUAUCAUAUCUAGGUUCAAAUUCUUCAUGUUCAUCUCACUACUAGUUUGUAUCUCAUCUAUUGUCGGGACCAGUAUCCUGUUCUACAGAAGAAAACGUAAAAUGCUGCGACAAGGCGUGAUAGCUGAAUCAGCUUCAGUGGCUCAAAUGCAGAACCAAAGGAACCGGGAUCAACAAUAUGCCGUUCACGGCAGUGGCCAGUCACAGGCUUUGAGUAUAGAUUCUAUCACUUACAAAACUGACUCAACAGAGUACAUAGAAGACAUCUGCCCGUAUGCUACAUUUCAGCUCUCAAAAACGCCUUAUAGUGAGAGUUCAUACAGCGGCAAUGUAUACAGUGGACCCUACCAUUCGGUGAGAGGCUCCUUCGUUUAUCACGAUCCAAAGCCGUCUACUGCCGACACCUACAAAGCUAGACACCAUAAAGAACCAGAAUAUACCAAAGUAAGAAGAAAAGGAGGCAGACUCCGAGACCCGCAUUCAGAAAGUCAAGAGUCUGAUAACUUGGGCAGCACCGACUCUGAAGUGAAGAAGAUCCUGACACUUCACUUGCCGAUUUCGGAGUACGACACACUGGGCAGCGACAGCGAGGGGGAGGGAGGUCACGGCCAGGGUGUGGGGGGUGCCACUAGUCAGGAGCUUGUCUCCUUCAGGCAUCGCAUCGGCAGAGAUGUGGGUAAAGGAGGCGGAGGAGGGGAGGAGUCUAGCUCGUCGUCAGAACUGUCGCCGGGCGGAGCGCGCAAGCAGUUCCCCAGAAAGAGUAAGAGCAAAGGCCAAAGCAUCGCCAAGCGCCCCGUUAAGAGUAGCAGCGGCUACUCUAGUCAUACCGAAGAAACGACAUUCAGUUUCAGUGACCGGAUCCACCCUCCUUCGAGGUUCUCAGACUCGCGGUCACAUUCGCGGGAGCUGAGCGAGGCCGAGUGUGACCUCGGCACUGGCGUGCGACGGUCCUCACGCAGCAGCAUCGGAACUCCCUCCUCCAGGAUGACGCGAGAAACCUCUUUCCAAAUCGACGUUUAAUUGUUGUGCCUUGUUUAUCACAGCCCCCCCCCUCACCUCUAUCAAGACUGUGUUUUGCAAUACGUGUUGUUUGUUAUCCUAUCAGUUGAUUGUCACUAAUUAUUUCCCCUCAAUGCAUCCUUGAACACUGGAAAUAUUUGUUCAUUCAUGUAAACCAUCUUUAGAAUUGAGGCAUUACCAUAAUGCAAUAUCCAAUCGUAGGCGCACACAGAUCGUCAUCGGACGGACGUCACGGAUCGGACAAUUAGAUUUGAUGUAUUGUUUUCAAUUAGAGUGCGCAUACCUAUCCACAUCGUAUAGGCACGGUAUGCGCACUCCAAUUGAAAACA